This is a messenger RNA of Anas platyrhynchos (mallard), 3184 nucleotides long. RefSeq names its product proline and arginine rich end leucine rich repeat protein (gene PRELP). NCBI's taxonomy places the organism in Eukaryota, Metazoa, Chordata, Aves, Anseriformes, Anatidae. Gene Ontology annotation, molecular function: protein binding; heparin binding. The record is from RefSeq and is a predicted model, not a curated record. Gene Ontology annotation, cellular component: extracellular exosome.
CGGCAGGCAGGCAGGCCAUGUGCGCGCGGCGGAGCCCGCAGGCAGCGCUUUGGCUGCCAGAUAAAGACGUUUUUGUUGUCAUCUCGCCUCCGUCCCAGCCCUCCGCCUCCCGCGCUCCCACCCACCCUCGGCCAGCGGCUCCCAGGAACAAAACCCCCGCGCGCCGCGCUCGGCCAACGCUCGCUCGUGGCGGAGCCGCGGUGCCGAGAGGAGGAGGAGGAGGAGGAGGAGGAGGGAGACAGCCAGAGAGAAAUUGUCUUGGGGAUUAAUAAGAGGCAGGAGGAGGGAGAGGUGCACGCAGGCAAACAUCUGGACCAUGAGGGUGGCCUUCGGAUUGCUUCUCCCACUCGUUCUCGUGCUGAUCUCGGAGGUGAGCGGGCAGCGGAGGAAGCCCCCCCGGAAACCCACCCGCCCGCCUCCCGAGCCCAUCGAGCCCGAGGAACCCGUCGAGCCCACCGAGCUGCCCCCACCCCUGCCUCCCGGUCCCCCCUCCGUCUUCCCCGACUGCCCCCGGGAAUGCUACUGCCCCCCGGAUUUCCCCUCUGCCCUGUACUGUGACAGCCGCAACCUGCGGAAGGUGCCCAUCAUCCCGCCCCGCAUCCACUACCUCUACCUCCAGAACAACUUCAUCGACGACCUCCCGGAGGAGUCCUUCAGGAACGCCACGGGGCUGAAAUGGGUCAACCUGGACAACAACCGCAUCCGCAAGGUGGACAGGAGGGUGCUGGAGAAGCUGGAAAACCUCAUCUUCCUCUACAUGGAGAAGAACCAGCUGAAGGAGGUGCCCGCCUUCCUGCCGCCCAACCUGGAGCAGCUGCGGCUGAGCAGGAACCAGAUCUCCAAGAUCCCUGCCGGGGUCUUCAACAAGCUGGAGAACCUGGUGCUCCUGGACCUGCACCACAACAAGCUCAGUGACGGCGUCUUCAACAAAAACACCUUCAAGGGACUCAAGAACCUCAUGCAACUCAACCUCGCCCACAACAUCCUGAGGAAAAUGCCCCCCGGCGUGCCCAACGCCAUCCACCAGCUCUUCCUGGACAGGAACAACAUCGAGGACAUCCCCAGCGACUACUUCAAGGAGUUUCCCAACCUGGCCUUCAUCCGGCUCAACUACAACCAGAUCUCCGACAAGGGGCUCCCCAAGAACUCCUUCAACCUCACCAACCUGCUGGUGCUGCACCUGGCCCACAACAAGCUCACCAACGUCCCCUUCAUCAGCUCCAAGCUGGAGCACCUCUACCUGAACAACAACUCCAUCGAAAAAAUCAACGGGACGCAGAUCUGCCCCACCUCGCUGAUGUCCAUCCAGGACUUCUCCCCCUCCGACUUGGACAGCGUGCCCCGGCUCCGGUACCUGCGGCUGGACGGGAACCUGCUGAAGCCCCCCAUCCCCUUGGACCUGAUGAUGUGUUUCCGUCUCCUGCAGUCCGUGGUUUUCUAGCCCCGCGCGCCUCUCCCAGGACUUGGCUUUGCACAGAGACUCGACCCCGCCGUCGGCGUUUGACACUCGGGACCCCCUUUGCCUCCCUCUCCCCCUGCUCACACCCUGCCUCUCCGUCCCUCUCGUGUCCCCACUUUUCCUUGCCUGCAGUGGCCGUGGGCUCGUGUGGCUUCUGCCUCCUUGGGGAGCGUUGGCUGCAGGAUGGCACCGUGGUGCAGAGGCUGUCCCAGCUCCCAGCAUCAGCCCUGCCUCGCCUGCCCGGACCCUGGCCAGCUCUGGAGCUGGCUCUGUCUCCCCCCUUGACCUGGCCGAGGUUUGGGAGGUCCCAGCUUGGUCCCAAAGCAUCUCCUGAUGGAGCUGAGGUGAUAGGAUAGGAGUGAGCUGAGCAGCAGGGCAGCUAGCACAGUGCCCCAGGGUGGAGCUCUUUCAGCUCAGAGGCAGCCACAGCCUGUACAAACACCAAACCCCCCAAAAUCCUAAAAUCCAGCCGGCUGCAUCCCGGUUCUUGGCACCUCAGCGUGCACCAGAGCCGGGCACAGCCCCUCUUUAGGAAGCCCGGGGGGCUGCGUGCCCACGGGACCACCUCCCAUCACACCGGGUGCUCCUGUGGCCACCUCCACCCGUGGAUCCCUAGGGAAAAAAUAAUUCAAAUAAUAAUAAUAAAAAAAAUAAACCCAGAAACCAAAGCGUGAUGGAGCAGGGCUGCCCCCGGGCAGGGUGGUGCCAGGUCCCCGCCGAGGUCCCCUCGUUCCCCGGCCGGCUCGGGGAGCGGGGACCGGGGUUGGCACCGCCGGGUAGGGCCGGCAACGACCCCUCGUGGCCGGAGCCACGUCCCAGGACCGGGCCGAGGCAGCCUCGAAUUUUUGGGGAGGCUCCAGCCCCCGCUCUGCCUCGCUCCGGGGCUCUCCGGCUCCUGGGACCGGUGGAAAUUUAGCAGGAGGCGAUGCGCAAGUGGGCAGCCCCCGCGCUCCUGUUCCCUGCGGGGUUUAUUUGGUGAGACCGGCCCCACUCCUCCAUCCUCCCCCUUCCCAAAUUUCAGCCCCCGCCUCCUGCCACCCCCCCCCGGGGCUGGGUGACCCCCUCGCCAUCCCCGCUCCUCUCUCACGACCCCUCUCCUCCCCACGCCCCCCUCGCUUUCUCCAGCCGAAUGCGCGCGUCUGGUUUUGCCUUGUGGGUUGGGUGAUAUUUUUUUUUUUUUGGUUUGCUCGUGUUUUUGUUGUUGUUGUGUUUGAAAAAGGAAAGGGAAGGAAAAGGGAAGAAUUAUUCCUUGGGAAAAGCCGUUUUUUCUCCCCUCCCCUCCCCUUUUCCACAUGUAUCGCUUCCCUCUUGGAUAGCCAUACCUGCAUAUAUAGGGUGUCCGGGUUUAGAGGGGUUAUUCUCCAUUUUUUCUUCUUCCCGAUUCUCAGGAUUUAGAUUUAAGGCCGAGCAUCAGAGGGAAAAAAAAAAAAAAAAUCUCAUCAAAAUAAGCAGUAAAGCAAUAAACCAAAGAAACCAGCCAUUACCUCCUUGGUGUUCAGCCACCAAAAAUGACCCUUCCCUGGGGUGGGCACGGACGGGCACCGUGCCCCGCUCCCCAGGAAGGGGACGGGGACGGGGAUGUUCCUGCAGGGAGCCCCCUCCCCAAAUGCCCUGCAUGCACCAGAGCUGGGCUGCAGCCAGCGCUGGAAGGAUCGUUGAACCCCUGUGCUAAUUUGAGCUGGUUGCGUUGUUUUGCUUUGAAAGAAUAAAAAUCUCUUCUCCGAC